UGGAGAGAGUGAGAGGGAAAGAAAGACAGAACUGUCCAAACACCUUGAUUUUAUUUAUUGGAUCAUUAACUAUCACACCAACCAAAUAUGAAUUCUUUCAGCCCCAUCUGUCUGCUCCUAUGCAUCUCUACACUCACACUUGCAUUUUUCCCAAGAACAAACGCCCAAUCGCCGAGUGAAGAUGAUGUUCCACCUUCCAUCGUGGUUCAGCCUGAACCGGUCAACAUUGACACGCGAGAGGAAUUAUUAAUGAGAUGUGAAGCUUCAGGAAUACCAGAACCAACCUACAAGUGGGAGAAGAAUGGUACUUUCUUUGAUGUGGACCAAGAAGUUCAUGCUCAACUUCAAGGGGGAAACCUCAGGAUUUAUCCUGUGACAAAAGCUGACAAUGGAAUCUACCAGUGUUUUGCUAAUAACCAUCUUGGUACAGCAAUGUCACAGAAAAUAUUGGCUGCAGUGGCAUUCAUGGACCAAUUCAAGAGCACAGCAUCUGAGUCAGUAACAAAGCGUGUGGGAGAAUCACACAAGAUGAACUGUGGAGGUAGCGGUGGUCUUCCUGAUAGCCAUCCUGCUGCAUACGUUUACUGGACCGAUGAUUCAGAGAAACCCACACCGAUCACCUACGACGCGCGGAUUAACCAGGAUCUCAAGGGGAACCUGGUCUUUUCGAACGUACAACCAAGCGAUGAAAAGGGUUACUACUGCCUCGCUAUGAACAAUGCAGUCGGGGCUUCACAGAGGUCUCCGCUGAUCAGUCUUAGAAUAAACACAACCGAUGACAGUCAGAUUCCGAACAUCUCCACCAAGAAAGAAAUAGCCCCCAAAUCUCGGAGGUUCCGUCGUGAGAACACUCUGCUGGGGGCUGUUUCUGAACAUUUUUAUGAUGAAUCACCUUCAUUACACAUUUCAAAGAGAGAUUUGGCUCCAGUAUCUAACCAGGCAGCCGUCUUAGCUACAAAGCCAGCAGCUUCUGAAAUUGCUGUCAGAUCCCAGGAAUUUAGAAUAAAAUGCAUUGCCUAUGGAUACCCAACCCCUGAUAUUACAUGGAUGCUUGGAGAGGAGCAGCUACAGUCCGAAGGACGAGUAAUUAUUGAAGAAUUCGGGCAGGAGCUGGUCAUCUCCAAUGUCGAUAACAGUGAUUCAGGGACGUACACAUGCACUGCAACAAACUCAGGAGGUGUAGAUUCAUUCAGCACAGUGGUUAGCGUGGAAUCUGCUCCUUAUUUCCCAACCCCACCAUCGGAUGAAACGAAGGGACCUGGUGAGUCAGUGCAAAUUGAUUGCCUUGCUCAAGGUGUUCCAUCACCCAAUACUGUGUGGCUUGUUAAUGGACAACCGUAUGAUGAAUAUGCAGCCAACGUUGAUCCAGUUACUAAUACAGACAGUAGAUGGGAAGUGAGGUCCGGUGUAGAUAAACGAGCUACCAUAUCCAUCACCAACCUGCAGACAACGGACAGCAAUGUGUUUCAGUGUAUAGCCACCAACAAGUACAGGGAGGAACUCACAAGUGUUGUGCUAAAUGUAGUUUCCAUCCCAGCAAGGAUACCUAGCUUUACCCCUGUGACUAGAAGACUGAGUGUAUUACAGGAUGGUUCUGCAGAGUUCAUCUGUCAUGUUGAAGGGAGACCUACACCAACCAUAACAUGGACCUUCAAGGGAACGGCGCUGACUGAUGGGGGCAAGUACAACAUUGAUGAUGUGGAGGGACGAUUAGUGAUCAAUGAUGCCGUGGAUGUGGAUGAAGGAGUCUAUGAAUGCACAGCUGAAAAUACUAUUGAUGCUACAGUUCAUUCUGAAACAGAUGAUGCUACGCUUACAGUGCUAGGCCAGACAACUAUUGAUGUACCUCCUAAUGAUCUGACGAUCAAAGAGGGCGCUGUAGCCACUUUCCAGUGUGAGAUGUCGUAUGAUCAGGAACUUGAUAGACCCACUGUGAUUUGGAUGAAGGGUGAUCAGGAACUUGAAGCUGAUCCGGAUGACAAUUCCUUGAGAAUAGAGGAUGCCAUGAUUUCUGAUUCAGGAACAUAUACAUGCGUUGUAAAAACAACUGUUGAUCAGAAUGCUGGCACUGUACAGGAAGUGAAUGCUUCUGCUGAACUCACUGUCAAAGGUCGCCCUGAGCCUCCCCAGCAAUUGGAGCUACGUAUCAAGGAAUCUGAGUUUGCAGUUGAUAUUUUCUGGCAACCGGGCAAUGACAACAAUGCCCCUAUCCAAUACUACAUGAUCCAAUAUGAUACCAAGUGGUCAGAUAUGCGUUGGCAGUCCCAAGCAAAUGAGACAGUCAAUGUACAGGUUAGUCCUCCAUAUCGUAAAGUCCUCCACCUUCAGCCAUUCGUGGACUAUAGAUUCCGUAUCAUCGCUGUGAAUGAGAUAGGUCAGUCCGAACCCAGUAAUGAAAUAGCUCCAGCAGGAGAUCCUCAACCUGCUGCACCGUCCAAAAACCCUACUGGAGUCACAGGAGGUGGAACCAAUCCUCAAUCAAUGGUCAUAAGAUGGCAGGCCAUUCAUCCUUUCUACUACGGUGGUGAUGAUUUUCGCUACGUGAUUGCGUUCAAACCCAGAGGAUCUAACGAACCAUCCACAACCGCUGAUGUCUACCCAGACAACACCAAUGAUAAUCCCACAGGGGUCAUCCAGAACUACAUUGUUGAUGCCAGGAAACCCUAUGAGGAGUUUGAGUUCUCUGUGCAAUCAGUGAACAGUGUUGGAGAAGCACCGGAACCAGUUACAUAUUUCGGCUUCUCCGGCGAAGCUGCACCAAGUGCUGCUCCGUCAGGUGUUCAAGUUGUUGCCAUGUCGGCUCAAGAGGUCAAUAUUACAUGGGAUCCUGUAUCUCAGGAAGAUGCCAAUGGACAACUCGGAGGCUACAAUGUGUAUUACAAUGCAAGAACAGCAUCUGGUCAGAGCAAGCAGAUGUGCCCUCAGUCACCCUGCAUGUUACGUGACCUUCAAGCAGCAACCACCUAUGAGAUCACAGUCAAGGCUUUCACUGGUGCUGGAGAGGGCCCUGCAUCCGAUAUGGUGACCGUUGUUACUGAUUCAGCUCCACCUGGCCCUGUGUAUAAACUAACGGUUGACCCAUUCUCCUACCGUCUGGUCCUCAACUGGCAAGAGCCAAUCUUGACGAAUGGAGGCCUUGAGGGAUACAAAGUUAAAAUUCAAAAAGUGUCUGAAUCAAGUGAGACAUUAGAUGAGGAGGUAGCCUUUGAAUUCAUGCCUGAAGAUGAACUGACACUCAAAUAUAACACUGAUCCUGAAACAAAGUAUCGUGUAGAGGUUAGGGCUUACAACGAGAUGGGCGAAGGAGAGAUUUCACUGAAGGAACCCACUACUUUCCAAGAAGGAAGACCUUCCAAACCACCUGCACCAGAGGUUGAUGGAACAGCACCUGACCAUGCUAACUUUACAUGGGAUAUAACUAAUCUCAAUCCUACUGCAUCUCUUGUUGAAAUCCAAUACAAACUGAAAGGUAAGAUGUUUUAAAAUUCUUCUUCUACUCAAACAAAUAUAAUGAAUUUGAACUGCUCUCAGAGUAAUAACAUAUUGGGGUUGACAAACAGAAGGAUGUGACUCACCUUUUGAUCAAUUGGCAAUUUGUUACUAAAAUAAUAAAGUUUAUAGUUUCUGAAAAUCAUUUAGUUCACCUUCCUCUUGCCUACAGAGAUAAGACCUUAUGUUUGUCUUCCUCAAAAUGGUAUAUUCUGUUUUGUUUAAAAUGAUGAUUCACCCUAAUAUAACUUGAAGUGCAAAUCAAUCAUUAAGAAAAAUUAUUAGAAUCUAUGAAAGAAGUCCAAACAUUGACAGCAUGUUUGAUGAUGAAUGAUGAAAAUAUUUGUUGAUGAUGAUGAUGAAGUGGAGGAUGGUGAUGAUGUUGGUGAAGGUGAUGAUGAUAAAGAUGAUAAUGAUGAUGAAGAAGAAGAUGGUGAGGAUAAUGAAGGUGAUGAAAACGAUGUUGAUGUUGUAAUGUAAGAUGAGUAGGGUGGUGCUAUCGAUGAAGAAUGUGAUGAUGGUGGUGGUGAUGUUGAUGAUAGUGAUGAAGGUGAGGUUGAUAAAAAUGAUGAUGAUCUAGAUGAGGAGGAGCAGCAGCAGCAGGAGGAUCCUGAUAGUGAUGAAUAAAUACUAGUAAAAAAUAGUAAAAUUAGUAUACCUGAGAUACUUAUAACACUAUUUCUCAUUCUACAGAAAUGCUCUUGGAAAUUGGAAAGAUGGAUACAAUGAUGCUAAUGGUGAUGGUGAUAGUGAUAAUUAUGAUAAAGAAAUGGUGAUUAAUCUUCAUAAGCAUUUUAAGGUUAAUGAUAAAUUAAAGGAGAAUGAUGAUAAAGAAAGAUGAUGGGAAUUGAGAUGAUGAAAGAAUGAUAAUUGUAUUGAUAUUGAUAAAGAUGAUAAUUGUAAUUGAUGAUGAUGAUGAUAAUGAUUAGAAAAUUAAUGGUAAUACAUGAAUUAAUGAUAAUCUUAAUUUUAUAUUCAUAGUAAUGAUUAUAAUGAUACUUGUAAACUGUAGAUUUAAGAAAGGUAGCAUAGCCACCUGAGUUCUAAAACGAUAUUCCGGCAGUCCCUUUGUAGUUAUUGCUUUCGUCCUACUUUACAUGAUUAUUAUAAGUACAUGUAUUCCCCUUCUCUAUUCCAUUUCAUUCACCAAGCAAUAUGAAAGCCUUUUGCUAUUGUUGAUCCUGUGAUGCAUUCUAUUAGUAUUUUUAGGACAUUUGCCUUUUUUUUCCAUCUGUGUGUCAAUAAUAUAUUUCAUUAAAAAUGGGCAUAAAAAUCAAGGCCAGAGAAGAAUUAUUUUCAUUUCAAGGAGAGGAAUCACAAGUAUAAUUUCAAUGCAAAAGGCUGCAUAACCUCAGUGUUAGGUGCAGAUCAAGGGCAAAUACAUGGCUGACAAAUGAACGGCUUUGUCCAUCAAUAAAUUAGCAUUUUCUUGCCAUAAACAUUUGCGAUCUGAGUGCUUUUGACAAGAGGCCAUUGCCUUGAAUUCUAGUCCAAGUUAAAUGGGUGCUUACAUGUAUUGUGCAGGGAGCUCAUUAUACCACAAAAAGAUCAUGGAUUUCAGAAUUUUGUUGGAAACACUCCGUAAUGAGGCUUCAUAUUGAUGAUGUAUGAUGCCAUGUUGUUUAUAAUGAGAACAAAUUACCUCGUCCUUUCAUAAUUAAUAUCUCUGUUAUUGAGAUGGGUCAUUUCUCAUAAGAAUGGAAAAUAGACAAAUCUUGCAAUCACAAAUGAGAUGAGCUGUAAAAAUGGCUUAUGCAUAUGGUUAUGUUUUGUGCACAAGGCCUGGUCCAUUAUCGUCACUCAUAUUAAUGACAUUACCGUUGGCUACCUCAAACCCUGAGGACAAAGGGCAGAGGGGGAAAACGCGAUGGGUAUUAGAGGGGCUCUCUCUCUCUCUUACAUUUCCAUCUACCAUGCACAAUAUUUCCAGCAAAUUUGAUAACAUUUAUCAAUCUUUUCAUACCACUUUAUCCUGUAGCUUUGAUGACUCAUAUUGUUGUACUUUUGCCAUUGUUAUUAAUAGCAAGAGCUAUUUUGUGAAGGUUCUUUGGGCCUUCCCCUUUAAUAUAAAAGAAAAGGAGAAGAAUAAUUAUAAUAAUAAGAAGAAGAAGAAGAAGAAGAAGGAGGAGGAGGAGGAGGAGGAAGAGGAGGAGGAGGAAGAGGUAG
Lytechinus pictus (painted urchin) is the source of this 5655-nucleotide messenger RNA. RefSeq names its product neuronal cell adhesion molecule-like. Gene Ontology annotation, biological process: homophilic cell-cell adhesion; dendrite self-avoidance; axon guidance. Gene Ontology annotation, molecular function: cell-cell adhesion mediator activity. The record is from RefSeq and is a predicted model, not a curated record. Gene Ontology annotation, cellular component: plasma membrane; axon. Bases 88 to 3483 code for a protein of 1131 amino acids. NCBI's taxonomy places the organism in Eukaryota, Metazoa, Echinodermata, Echinoidea, Temnopleuroida, Toxopneustidae. The transcript has 22 exons.